Trematosphaeria pertusa is the source of this 1124-nucleotide messenger RNA. Its product is annotated as altered inheritance of mitochondria protein 31, mitochondrial. Gene Ontology annotation, biological process: mitochondrial respirasome assembly. The coding region runs from base 130 to 633 and encodes 167 amino acids. The transcript has 2 exons. The record is from RefSeq and is a predicted model, not a curated record. Gene Ontology annotation, cellular component: mitochondrion. NCBI's taxonomy places the organism in Eukaryota, Fungi, Ascomycota, Dothideomycetes, Pleosporales, Trematosphaeriaceae.
CUCCGUCGAAUGCUCUCCAGAGCUCCAGAGAGUGCCUGAGGACUCCAAUUGCGCCGGCUCUCCAUGUGAGACGUUGCACUCGCCCGCCAUUGAUCCCGCGCGACACCAUCCACCACCUCCGCUGUCACAAUGAAUUCUCCGAACAGCGCGCCCCUCCCGUCGUCGUUUGACGAGAAUACCGACUUCUACAAUGAAAACCGCCUGGGCAAAAUAGGGCGCCGCCUCCGCGAAGAGCCUCUCAUCCCGCUCGGCUGCGGCCUGACCGUCUGGGCCAUCGUCGGCGCCACGCGCUCCAUGCGCAAGGGCGACCACAAAAUGACGAACCUGUACUUCCGCCGCCGUCUGUAUGCGCAGGCCUUCACCAUCGCGGUGCUGUGCGUGGGCAACUUGUACUGGCAGAAGGACCGCGUGAAGAGGAAGGAGUACGAGAAGCUGGUGGCGGAGAAGGAUAGGAUGGAUAAGAGGGACCGCUGGUUGAAGGAGCUGGAGAUGCGGGAUGAGGAGGACAAGGCGUGGAAGGAGAGGAUGGCGAGGAGGGUGCGGGGCGAGGGAGAGGCGCAGGGCAAGGGCGUUAGUGAGAUGGUGGCGGAGAAGACGAGGGAGUUGAAGGAUAGGGCUGGGGGUGGGAAAUGAGGAUGCGGAACCCUCCGAGAGGUAGCAUGCGGCAUGCGGAGAGCGGCAGAGCCGGCUUUGUGGCGGAACGGUUAUGGACGUUCGCUGUACAUAUUGCUGAGGCGUGUAUGAGUACACAUCCGGGAUUGGGCAAAAGUAGGGCACGGGCACAUUCUCUACUACGGGUAGGUUGGUCAGGUUGCAUUCAGCUCAGUCUUGGUCAAUGUUUUUAUGUUUUACGUUCAUUCAUCGCUGUUUUGAUCUCAGGAUUCUCCUCCCGGCAUAGUUUGUUUACCCAAGCUCUUAUCUUUAGGAGCAGUAUCUGGAAUAGAGACUCGGAGACCGCGAGCAAGGGCGCCUUAUUCGCCCCAUACCCACUCAACCAGCAAUCGAACGCGAGUUCCAUACAAUUGUGCGGCAUCGGCUGACGAGUCAACUUUUAGACUCUCGAGUAGACGGGAAGUAGAUCUACGAGUCUUCAUUUGAGAAGAAACUGUGCUAAAUCUUACAUG